UGUAAAGUUUCCUCACAUUGGCAAGGAAAGCGUUGAGUACGAGCGACGCUUUUAAACUGUACAGAACCUGAGGAAAAACGGAACUACCCCAGGCGAAAAUUGGGCCUGAUGCCCGCGUAUACGAAAUCGAUCGCUGUCUCAGCCAAGCCCAUAGCGGUUUUCACAGUCACAUUCGGCGUCACAGUCUCCAUCGUGUUUCUCAACCGCCCAAACCCGCUUCCGAUUCAACCCGACCCGAUGGCGCGGAGCUUUGUGCUGUGGCUGCACGGGCUGGGCGAUUCGGGCCCUGCAAACGAGCCAAUCAGGACGUUCUUCACUUCUUCGGUGUUCAGGAACACCAACUGGUCCUUCCCUUCAGCUCCUUCCAAUCCUGUUACCUGUAAUUAUGGUGCUGUGAUGCCUUCAUGGUUUGACAUUCAUGAGAUACCGGUGACGGCUGACUCUCCAAACGAUGAGAGUGGUUUACUCAAAGCAGUUCAAAAUGUCCAUGCAAUGAUAGAUAAAGAGAUAACUGCAGGAACCAAUCCCAAAAAUGUCUUUGUGUGUGGGUUCAGUCAAGGAGGUGCCUUGACAUUGGCAAGUGUUUUGUUGUAUCCAAAAACCCUUGGUGGAGGUGCCGUAUUUAGUGGAUGGGUUCCUUUUAGUUCAUCAAUUUUGGAACGAGUUACAGCAGAUGCAAAAAAGACACCUAUCUUGUGGUCCCAUGGGAUGGCGGACAGAACCGUACUUUUCGAAGCUGGACAAGCUGGACCACCCUUUCUUGAAAAAGCUGGUAUAAACUGUGAAUUCAAGGCUUAUCCUGGUUUGGCUCACUCCAUAAGUAAUGAAGAGCUACGUGAUUUGGAAUCAUGGAUAAAAUCUCGUCUUCAGAGUUCAUCUUGAUGGGCCCACCUAAAGUGAUUUAAAAUUUGGUGCCCAAAAAAGUAAAAGAUAUCAAAUUUGGUACCUAGAAAUGUCACAGCUCCACAAGCAACUAGUAUUGUUUUAAGCUUGUUAUGACAUACAGGCUGUAAUACUCUUUUAUUUUUUGGUAUUGUGUUAGCAGAUUUUGGGGGGGAAACCGGUGAAUCAGUCCUUCAAGGGCCUAUGUAUGUAUGUUUGUUGCUUAUUCAGUAUUAGACCAUUGGACCUUAAAUGGUUUUGAACUCUCCCUUUUUCUAAAAAUAUUUUUAAUAUAAAUAAAAUACAUAUAUAAAUAUAUAUUGGAUAUGUAUAAAUUAUUAUACCACUUGUUUAGGC
Messenger RNA from Striga asiatica, 1239 nucleotides. NCBI's taxonomy places the organism in Eukaryota, Viridiplantae, Streptophyta, Magnoliopsida, Lamiales, Orobanchaceae. The record is from the annotation of a GenBank genome assembly.